Prunus armeniaca (apricot) is the source of this 675-nucleotide messenger RNA. NCBI's taxonomy places the organism in Eukaryota, Viridiplantae, Streptophyta, Magnoliopsida, Rosales, Rosaceae. The record is from the annotation of a GenBank genome assembly.
AUGGGUGGUGACUUUCCGGUAAGUUUCAAUAGGGUCAGUGAAACGGCCAAAACAGUUUCACCUGGCCCGUCUCAAACGGUGGACGGUAAAGGCUCAUCAAAUCCGUUGAUGGCUGAGGCUUUGCCCAAAAGCCUACAACAGGUACAGAUUAGUUCAAAGACAGACGAGGGCAAAAACGUUGCCCUCUCACUAGAUCAGACUGCCCAACUUCUGGCUCAGAACUACUAUUCACCCCCUUGCCUGCAGUCAACCAGUCAGCAGUUAGAAGAUCUAAUUUCAUUUCAGACAGCUCAGACUUCUCCAAGAAGCAACCCGUCAUCAUCAAGAUCGACGAAGACAAAGAAAAAGAAGACUGUAGCAAAGAAAGAGAUUGAACAGACAGUUGCCAAGGUGUUUCAAGAUUUUUUGAAGAACAUGAUGCCAGCUACACAGAUGCAGGCAGACCAGAAAAAGGAUAUUCAUCGUCAAGAAGACCAAGAAGAAACACCCACGCAAAAGGAGCUAAAACAGCUUAGAGAAGAAUUGACAAGACUCCAGCAAAGACUGCAAGACGUUGAGAGAACGCCAGCCUUUAGCAGUGACGCAGACCCGAAGCCGCUAGACGACGAAGGCAAUAAUACGGACGUAUCGUUUGACGGGUCGUUUUGUACGGCUGAUUGUCAUGAACUUGACUAA